Molecule: messenger RNA, 2316 nt
Organism: Closterium sp. NIES-67
Lineage: Eukaryota; Viridiplantae; Streptophyta; Zygnematophyceae; Desmidiales; Closteriaceae
Source: the annotation of a GenBank genome assembly
AUCAUCGCUGAACCAGAACCCCCUGCCCCUCACACUAAACACUCGAGGCAAGUUUGCGUCUUCUGGGCUUCGGCUGCAUGGUCAGCAAGCAGCUCGUUGGCGGGAGAGCGCGCAGAGCUGCGGAGGUGCGCUUUGAGGGACGUGGCGUCAUUAAUUGCCUUGCAUAGCGCGCCAACGCUCGUCCCGCUGCGGCAACGAUGGCGUCUCGAGGCGUGGCUGUGCACCCGCAGCGAGUGUCGGACAUCCCAUGGCACGACAGGCUGAUCGGCGGGAAUGCACGCAGCACGGGGCUCCACGGAAUGGCGGAAAAUAGUGCGGCACGCUCACGCGUGCGUCGUGGCGUCUGGGUAUCGCAUCGUGCACCCUUAGAGCCCGUGUUGUUUAGAUCCGCCUUUUUGGCGCGAAGCAGCGAGUUUAGGAGAGGUUGCGGCAGGGAGGUGAGUGGGCGCGGGCGCGUGGCGGACGCUUCCGCCUCGCCUCGAAUCUCCGCCGCUGCGGAAUCUACAGGUGCGCCCGGCGCUGGUAGCCGCCCCGCGCCAUCCAAGCCCAGGUCUUCCCGACCCUCAGCCGCAGGCUCGAGACGCGACCGACCCUCGGGGGGAGGCGGGGGGGGCGGAGGGGGAGGCGCACGGAGGGGCGGGGCGGGGGUGCGGCGGGCGCGCGACGACAGCGUGGCGCGCAAGCUGGAGCGAUUCCACGACGGGCCCGAGGGGCCGCCGCUGCGCGUGCUGCCGAUCGGCGGGGUGGGCGAGAUCGGCAUGAACUGCAUGCUGGUGGGCCACCGCGACCGCUACGUCAUGAUCGACGCCGGCCUCAUGUUCCCCGACUACGACGAGGUGGGCAUGCAGCGCGUGCUGCCGGACACGGCGUUCAUCCACCGCUGGCGCCACAAGAUUGAGGCGCUCAUCAUCACGCACGGCCACGAGGACCACAUCGGCGCGCUGCCCUGGGUGCUGCCAGCGCUGGACCCCUCCACGCCUGUCUUCGCCACGGGCUUCACCAUGCAGCUGGUGAAGCGGCGCCUCAAGGAGCACAACCUGCCGUUUGAGAAGCGGUGCAAAGCAGUGCAGAUGCGCACGCCGUUCACGGCGGGGCCGUUCCAGGUGGAGCCGGUGCGCGUGACGCACUCCAUCCCCGACUGCUGCGGGCUCGUGCUGCGCUGCGACGACGGCACCAUCUUCCACACCGGCGACUGGAAGAUUGAUGAGGACCCGUUGGACGGCCGCAAGUUCGACCGCGAGUUCCUCGAGGGCUGUCCAAGGAGGGGCACCAACAGCCUGGCCCCCGGGCGCACGACGUCGGAGAGCAGUGUGGCGGCGGCGCUGAUGGACGCCGUGCUGGCGGCCAAGGGGCGCGUCAUCACCACGCAGUUCGCCUCCAACGUGCACCGCCUCGGCGCUAUUAAGGCCGCUGCUGACGCUGCUGGCAGGCGCCUGGCGCCUGGUGUUCCUGGGCAUGUCGCUGCGCACCUACCUCGAUGCGCCUUCCGCGACGGCCAGGCGCCCUUCGACCCCUCCGUGCUCCUCAAGGCGGAGGACAUGAGUGCCUUCUCCCCGCGCGACCUGCUUAUUGUCACCACUGGCUCUCAGGGUGAGCCACGCGCCGCCCUGAACCUGGCGUCGUACGGCACGAGCCGCAUGCUGCAGCUCAACUCCGACGACACCGUGCUCUAUUCCGCCAAGAUGAUCCCGGGCAACGAGACGCGCGUGGUGAAGAUGAUGAACCGCAUCGCGCUGCAGGGCCCGCGCAUCCUGCAGGGCCGCGAGCACGGGCUGCACACGUCGGGCCACGCGUACCGCGAGGAGCAGCAGGAGGCGAUCCGGCUGGUGCAGCCGCAGCACUUCCUGCCGGUGCACGGCGAGUACGCCUUCCUGAAGGAGCACGAGCUGCUCGCGCAGCGCCAGGGCAUCCGCCACACCGUGAUCAGCAACGGCGAGAUGGUGGGCGUGGCACCGCUGCGCAACUCCAAGGUGGUGUCCAACGGCUUCUACCACCAGCCGCGCGUGCACCUCGAGUCGUUGUGCAUCGACGGUGGCCUGUUCAUUUGGAAUCUAAUGCAUCAUCAUCCUCAGUUCCCUGGCACAGAUGCCGGCUGCCAUGAGGUGCCGGCUGCCAUGAGGUGCGGGCUACCAUGAGGUGCAAGGUGGCACGUGACCAAUGCUUCUUGCGUCCUGGGACUCUCUGCUACUUGUCUCUCUUUCUCCACUCUCCGUACUCCACACUUCAUGCGUUGUGUGCCCAUGCACAUGCGUUGUGUGCCUAUGCACAUGCGUUGUGUGCCCAUGCACAUGCGUUGUGUCCCCAUGCACAUGCGUU